AUGGCAUACGUUGGAUCUUUAUCAUUACUCUUCGCAAUAUUACUCAUGGCGGAAAUUUACGGUGAAAUUACAGAAAACUAUUUCAUUAUCUGGUUAUCUAAACCAUUGUUAAUGCCUGUAUUAUUAUUAUUAGUUUUUCUCAAUGCACAUCACAAUUUAUCCGCCGAACGAUUUUGUUUAGUAAUAUCCUUGAGUUUUUCGUGUAUAGGCGAUAUUUUGUUGAUGCAACGUCGAAAUCAUUUAUUUGUGUUUGGUUUAGUUUCAUUUUUAAUUGCGCAUAUCAGUUAUGUUAUUUCAUUUGUGGUCCGACUACGACAUGAAGGACAAGAAUUGAGACGACGAUUAACGAUUUCAGCAAUGAUAGUCGCCAUAGUUCCAUUUUUAGCAUAUAUUGCACUAAUGCUUUAUGUUUUAUGUCCGAAAUUACAAGUCGAUAGAGACGAAACCAAAGGUUUACUUCUACCUGUCGUUUUUUAUAUAUUUAUCAUUGUUGGUAUGGCGUAUAUCUCGUAUUUGCGUGAUCAGAAACUGCCUGGCUUUUGAAAUGUCUUCAAAGUAAACAUGGAUGUAAAUCAAUCUACGUCAACAGAAACGAACGAGAACAGUGGACUUUUCAGCAAAGGUAUUGAAUCAUUUGGCUCAUGGACCAAUGAUCUCGAAACUCUGAACAAAGAAUUCAAUGAUGCGAAACCAUUUCCGAAUGUUCAAAUCAAUAAUUUCUUCAAACCAGAAAUCGCCGAUGCACUUUACGAAGUAUUUCCAAAAGUUAGCGAUGAUCAUAAGUGGAUUGUCUAUCACAAUCCAAUCGAGAAAAAGCAUGCUUUAACCGACUUCUCCUCGCUACCUGAAUUCAAGCAAUUAUUUGCUCUGCUACAAACUAAAGAAUUCGUUGAUAUUAUCAAACAAAUCAGCGGAAUUGAUAAUUUAGAAGCUGAUCCGCAUCUCCAUGGUGCUGGACUUCAUCAACACAUUCCCGGUGGUAAGCUCGAUAUGCAUUUAGACUACAAGUGGAAAGAAGAAUAUGGUGGAGCGAUUGAACUAUGGAAUGAAGAUUUUACAAAAUGCGAAAAGAAAUUAACUCCGUGUUUUAAUACAGCUAUGCUUUUUCGCACAUCGGAUGUGUCGUAUCACGGUUUACCUCUCCCAAUCAAAUGUCCUGAGGGUAAUUCACGCAAAUCAAUCGCGAUUUAUUAUGUCUCAGAUCCUCGUCCGGAUUUGGCGAAUAUUCGUUAUAAAGCACAAUUCCGUCCGUUGCCAACUCAGCCAGUGAAUGAAAAACUUGAGCAACUCUAUCGUAUUCGUGAAAAACGUAUUAUAACCAAAGAUGAUUUGGAAACGAUCUAUCCCGAUUGGCAAACCGAUGGCAAUGGAUUUUGGUGA
Molecule: messenger RNA, 1380 nt
Organism: Adineta ricciae
Lineage: Eukaryota; Metazoa; Rotifera; Eurotatoria; Adinetida; Adinetidae
Source: the annotation of a GenBank genome assembly